This is a messenger RNA of Penicillium lagena, 258 nucleotides long. Its product is annotated as 60S ribosomal eL39 domain-containing protein. The record is from RefSeq and is a predicted model, not a curated record. Gene Ontology annotation, molecular function: structural constituent of ribosome. Bases 1 to 258 code for a protein of 85 amino acids. Lineage: Eukaryota; Fungi; Ascomycota; Eurotiomycetes; Eurotiales; Aspergillaceae. Gene Ontology annotation, cellular component: ribosome; cytosolic large ribosomal subunit. The transcript is spliced from 3 exons. Gene Ontology annotation, biological process: translation.
AUGACCUUCCAAGCGAAGCCAAGCCCCAGCCGCACACAAACCACCCGAACUCCCGACAACUUCUUCCCCAUCCACCAGCUCGCCAUCGCGACACCCUUCAAGAUGCCGAGCCACAAGUCCUUCCGCACCAAGCAAAAGAUUGCCAAAGCCCAGCGCCAGAACCGGCCCAUCCCCCAGUGGAUUCGCCUGCGCACCGGCAACACCAUCAGAUACAACGCUAAGCGGCGACACUGGCGCAAGACCCGCCUGAACAUCUAA